Dothidotthia symphoricarpi CBS 119687 is the source of this 381-nucleotide messenger RNA. RefSeq lists its product as uncharacterized. Lineage: Eukaryota; Fungi; Ascomycota; Dothideomycetes; Pleosporales; Dothidotthiaceae. The transcript has 2 exons. The record is from RefSeq and is a predicted model, not a curated record. The annotation marks the transcript as partial.
AUGUCGCCUGACUACAGUCGCACUACGGAACAGGUUUACACAGAUCUUGCAGAACUCUACUUGCGCAAAAACAACAAUCUCGAUGUCCUAGGCUUCGUGGUACACCCUGCACCAGACUCUGCGCAAAUGCAAGGAAGUGCGCCUGUUGUGAAUGGAUCAAAACUUCUAGUACAGUGUUAUCGUGUGGACGAAAUCUCCCGCUUGUCAUUGAUCUGCGAACAAGUUAACGCUGAAAUGUUGCGAUCCUGGAUGGUUGACACACUGGGAAAUAAUUACCCAUAUACUGGUGAGACCUACGAAGAAGCAUUUUCGACCUCAGUCGUUGCUGAUAUACGAUACGAUCCAUUGGGGAAAUGUUACAGUCGUGGAGGGAGGAUGAUC